AAAAUAAACUGAAGUGUUGGACCCGGCUGAACCCGGCCAUGACCUUGACUUUGGAAGAGGGCGCUCUGUGUGCCGUUUGAUAGGGUACAGAUGUCAAUAUGGAUGAUACAGAAGCUAUAUUUGAUGCCUUAAAACAUGAUGAUGAAGCAACCAGGUUGGAAGCCCUGAUGAAAUGCAUUAAUUUGAAUUCUAAUUGGAAAAACAGCUAUGAUCGUGAUGGUAUUUCACCACUCAUGUCAGCAGCAAUGUCUGGAUUCUAUGAAUGUGUUUCUGUAAUGAUAGAGGCCGGGGCUGAUGUUAACGAUUGUGCGUCGUCGUCAGAGGAAACGGCACUCCUCGGCUGCUUUGAGAACGAGAGAAACCCAAAUUCCGAAAACAGGUUAAAAUGUGUUCGUCUAUUAUUAGACGGUGGAGCUGACAUCUACCAACCUGAUAGUUUUGGCGUUAAUCCUCUUAUGGCCGCAUGUUAUAUUUGUGAUCCUAUAUGUUUAAAAGAAAUUCUGAAAAGAGGUUAUGAAAGAAAACUGAAUCAAAAUAUAACCGGAAAUCACAAAACUGAAGAUGAAACUGCUUCCGGAGUUUUUGAAGAUUUAUCUAAAUGUGUUGAAGACGACGAAGAUGCUCCCACGUCUGAACUUUCUGAGCACAUCGAUCGAACAGAUAUAAAUCUCUCUGAUGGUCUGGAGUGCCGAAACGCCCUUCACCAUUGCCUGAACUCAGAUAAUACAAGUGGUGAUCAAGAUGCUUGCUUACAAUUACUAAUGGAUGCUGGGGCUGAUACGACGAUUAAAGAAGACUCUUAUCGUCCACUAGAGUUGGCGAUAACUUCCUUACCAAACAGCCUCUCUCUUGUAAAAAUCUUGCUAGCUGCAGGAGCACCAUUUGAUGCACAAGAUUUUCUUGUUGCAUUAAAGGUCCUAAAUAUAGAAUUGGUGGAGUUAUUUUUGGAAAUAGGAGUAGAUGUAAACUACGGCUAUAAAGGCGGAUACACUGCGUUAAUGCAUUUAAUAGAUGAUAUACCACGAGGUUUAACUAGGAAUAUAGACAGAGAUGAACGAGCUAAAAAAUGCUUGAAAAUAUUGUUCAGUGCCAGAUCAGACAUCAAUCUCCCAAACUCGAGAGGUCUUCAACCCAUCCAUUUUGCUAUUGUGCGCUGGUCAUUUUUGAAAUUUCCUGCUGAAUAUCUAAUUUCAGAAAACUGUGACUUCAGCAAAUUGUCCUAUGCUCAUGUGUCUUCAGUUUUUUACAGUGCGUUUCGUGAUCAUUGUAAAGACGAAUAUUUAUUGGACAUGAUUAAGUUUUUGUAUGAUUGUGGUCUAUCUUACUCACUGUGUCAGUCAUUCUGUGCUGCAUCAUCGACUGUAAUGAACUGUGUUGAUACGCUAACAUGUAGUCCACGACGUCUAGUUACUUUGUCUGUUAUUGCCAUGAGACAACACCUAGGAUCGCAUAUAAAAGCUAAAUGUGAAGAACUAGAAAUUCCUAAAAUAGUGAAGAAUUUAAUAUUGCUUAAAGACGUUCUUUCUCCAGAAUGCUUUUAAUAAAAUAGACAUAUCUAGACUCUAUUUGUUUCAGUCCAUAUUUGGUUUUAGUCCGGCAUCUAUGGUCGUAUAUUUACCUCACCAAUAACAUUACACCUC
Molecule: messenger RNA, 1640 nt
Organism: Patella vulgata (common limpet)
Lineage: Eukaryota; Metazoa; Mollusca; Gastropoda; Patellidae
Product: ankyrin repeat and KH domain-containing protein mask
Exons: 2
Coding region: 99-1541 (480 amino acids)
Molecular function (GO): protein binding
Source: RefSeq, a predicted model, not a curated record